AUGGCAGAUCUAUCAGUUUACAAGCCGCGCAACCUUCUGUACACACAGGAGCCCAUCCGAAGGUACCGCUCUGACGGCUACCAUCCGGUAUGUCUAGGAGAUACUUUCAACAAUGGCCGUUACAAAAUAUACCACAAGCUCGGCUGGGGAGGCCAUGCCACUGUCUGGCUAGCUAAUGACACGAAAGACAACAAAUGGGUGGCUUUGAAGAUCAUGGCAGCGGCCGUAUCAAAGGAAUCCACCGAGGUGCACAAUUCACAACUACUACAAAGGGCCUCAGAAACCGGCCCGUCCACAAAGCAUGUUGUUCAGGUCCUAGACUCUUUCAUGAACCAGGGUCCUAAUGGAGGCCACAGGUGUAUUGUACUCGAGCUGCUAGGACCUUCUGUUGGUAAGGUAAUGAGCCUCUAUACCUGGGCUGAAGAUGAUACGCCUAAACCCGACCUUAUCGUUCGGAUGGCAGAACAGGUUCUCGAGGGUCUCCAGUUUAUGCACCAUGCGGGCAUUGCACACGGAGAUAUAAGCGCUGGCAACAUUGCUUUUCGGAGUACAAAUCUUUCAGAGGCAACUACAGAACGUAUUCUAGAGAUUUUGGGAGAGCCUUAUUUUGAAGAGCUGGAGCGCCUUGAUGGCAAGCCACUCGACUAUGGCCUGCCGAAGUAUAUCGUUGAAGCGGCAGACUGGGAUAAGUGGCUAUUUGAAGAAAAGGAGGAUCUUUGUAUAUUAGACCUCGGAGAGGCGUUUAUAGAAGGAAGCGAGACUGAGCGACUGGCACAGCCGGGUGCUUUACAAGCGCCUGAGACUUUUUUCAUCGGGCGAUUUGAUCAUACUGUCGACCUAUGGUCUGCCGGUUGCAUGAUCUACAGCUUCGUAUUUGGUCUGUUUCCUUUCUGGCACCUCGGCAACGAUGAAGUACUGGUGGCACAGAUGAUCGGGUUUGUUGAAGCCCUACCGGAAGAGUGGAGGGAACAGUGGCUUGAGAUGCGCGACAAGUCAAAGCAUCACAAAUCCCUGGCCGAGACCGAAGGUAUCCAAAACGCGGAGCUGGAAAAGAAGUUCAACACAGUUGACCCAACUCUUGCUGUCCUUCUGCCGGUCAUUCGAGGGCUGAUGCGAUUUCGCCCAUCGGAUCGUCUGAGUGCGUCCGAGGCACUUAAUCUCUUGAGGAACACGCAAGCGUGA
This is a messenger RNA of Aspergillus puulaauensis, 1182 nucleotides long. RefSeq lists its product as uncharacterized. The record is from RefSeq and is a predicted model, not a curated record. Gene Ontology annotation, molecular function: ATP binding; protein kinase activity. The transcript is spliced from 4 exons. NCBI's taxonomy places the organism in Eukaryota, Fungi, Ascomycota, Eurotiomycetes, Eurotiales, Aspergillaceae. The coding region runs from base 1 to 1182 and encodes 393 amino acids. Gene Ontology annotation, biological process: regulation of mRNA processing; spliceosomal complex assembly; protein phosphorylation.